GUUCCUUCCAACGGCGAGCAAUACCAUUUGUAUGAGAUAUGACACGAUCUUUACGAUUUCCCUCACUUUGGAGAGCGGCAACAGUUUGCACUCGUUUCGAUUUCCUCACGGCAUUGUGUGUGCAUUAGGGCAGUGAAAGAAAAUAUAUAGAAAGCUAUAUGUAAACAUUAUAUAUAGACAGAAACAGAUACAGAUGUAGCCUAUUGUAUGCACUAAUUUAUUGCAAAUAGCUACGCGCAUAACUAUAAGAUUUAGCUGUUUAAUAUGCAUAUAAAGUAUAUAUUAUAUAUUUCGUAAAUGCAGCAAACGCAGCAACAAUUGUAGAAACAUAACCUAAAGAAAAGUUUACUUCAAAUAUCAUACUUAACAUGAAUGCUGUACAAACAAAAGUCUUAAAGUACAUACAAUAUAAUUAAAGCUAUAUACACAUUGUAUAUGUCUGUGCUUGCAUCCUUUUACCGAUACAGCACAUUUUGCAUUCAUAGAAGAAAACCAACCAACCCGUAUAGUAGCAUUAGAUUAAAGCUAGUUUAUAAGUCCAGCAACAUAAACAAAUCAAAAGGAAAACCCAUAAAGAAAUUAAUGAAAUUUCUUUAUAACACACACACACACAAACACCCCCACAACCAACACACGAAUCAAUUGAUAAAAUAAUUAAACAAGAAGUGGAAAAAUCUAUUUUAAAUAUUGUAUAUGUUUAAUGUGUCGGAAUUUAAAAUAUGAACGAGAGAGAGAGUGGAAAAAUUAAUAGUAUGUGCUGCAUGAAAUAUAUAUAAUUUAUGGUACGAAACGUCGCAUCUACGGUGCGACAAGCAAGAAACUUAAAUAGUAACUAAGUUAUCUUUAUUUACUAACGCUUAAGUUUUGAGCGUUUGAAUUGCUGGAUCUAUAUAAACCACAAACAAAAUCUAUGUAUAAUGGAGUGGAAUUAAGUAAACAAAAGUAUAAAUCGCCCAAACCACAAAUAACAAAAACAAAAAAAUGGCAAAAGUAACACAGAAAAAUUAAAAAAAGAAGGGGAUACAAAAACCGAUUGAAUAUGGAAAUAUGUUUAAAUAAGUAUUUUAGUGUUAAUUAUACAAUUUACAAGUACACAACACAAACAAAAAAAAAAAAAAACAAUAUAAUAUAAAAUGAAAUAAAGUUUUAAAACAAUAUUUGUAAAAAGUAAAAAAGAAGUAAAGGUGUUAUAAAUUAUUUAAGGGCGACAUUGAGUGUAAAAGAAAUUUUAUUCCUUUAUAAAAUUCGAUUAAGGGGAUUGGAUGGUUUUAAAACUCAGGAAUUAUUUGUUUAAACAAUUCUUUUUAAAGGGUACUAGCAGCUUCGUUCCAAUUUAGCAACAAUUCCAUAUGGUAAAUAAUAGUCGUGUUAUUUGCAAUCGCAGCACCAUCAGUUGGACUCAAUCUCUUGAUGACUAUACAUCAAAAAGAUUUCAGUUCCCGCUGGCAUUAAUUGAACAAUUUUGCAGCAGACGCGUGCGUCCGGCUAUCUGGUUUUGGCUGUGGUUCUGACCGAAACAAUUGGUCCGGCACACGCACAUGGCUAAUGAACGGACACCAUCGGCCAUUUGGAAUUGGUUGUCGGGGCAACUGGCCGUUCGAUUGUGGCCCAUACAAAUUGAGAUGGCUGAUACACACUCGCUGGACACUCGGACCGUGUUGUCGUCGUUGCGCUUGGCGCUGCACAAAAUCGAUAGGUUAAGGAGUGGCGGAGCAAUGCAUAUAGAGCGAACUUCUUACGUGGUCCGCUGGGCUGGUCAGGAAAUUGAGUAAGAGCCACUAAUCCCAUAAAUGCGGCAAAGUGGCGUCCUGUUUUUACACUUGCAUGGGUUUGAUGCGGACAGUGGGUGGAGUCAGUGGCGGGAGCGAUGGCCCGCUGCCGGAGGAGUCGAUCUCCACUCUAAACCAUUGCCCGACCUACAGGCAGAUUCCAGGCGCGGGAACAGGAGCAGGAUCGGCGCCGGCCAAGCGAGUGCCUGUUCUGUUCUCAACGAAUCGAGGGCUCUAUCUGCGACUCGCCCAGCCACUGGAGGGUCAGGUGGAGGUAAAGACACUUCAGCCGCGCGGACAAAACUACAACAUCAGUUUCUGCGAUCUGGAACGCUGGAGUACCAACCGAGCGAAUGUGGUCAGUCUCGAGGACACCUUCACCAUCAUGCAGCAGCGAAACAUGUCGCCAGAGUCUCACAACUAUCAGCCUCGGUUGUGGAAAAACAAUGUCAGCUACAGCCUGAUGCACUGAACUGAAAGCAC
This is a messenger RNA of Drosophila ficusphila, 2252 nucleotides long. RefSeq lists its product as uncharacterized. The record is from RefSeq and is a predicted model, not a curated record. The transcript has 2 exons. The coding region runs from base 1825 to 2241 and encodes 138 amino acids. Lineage: Eukaryota; Metazoa; Arthropoda; Insecta; Diptera; Drosophilidae.